This is a messenger RNA of Racocetra persica, 717 nucleotides long. The record is from the annotation of a GenBank genome assembly. Lineage: Eukaryota; Fungi; Glomeromycota; Glomeromycetes; Diversisporales; Gigasporaceae.
AUGUGGCAACACAAACUGCUAUAGUCGAAACAGGAAAUACUCUGGAUACACUAUCUCGUAGUUUGAAUAAGCAUGUAUUUGCUUUUCCAAGUGGUGAAUGUGCUUCACUUGGUGUUUCUGGCAUUAUUUUGGGUGGUAUAAGUACUGGUUAUGGAUAUUUAACGCAAAAAUUUGGAAUGUCAUCUGAUAAUAUUCUUGAUACUCAAAUUGUCUUAGCAAAUGGAACAAUAGUUAAUCAUGCUAAAGAAUAUCCUGAUCUUUUUUGGGCUCUUCGGGAUGCUGGAAAUGCAGGCUAUAGCUCUUUAAAUGAAGCAAAACCUCACAUACAAGAACUUAUUGAAUUGACUAAACCUAAAAAUGAAUCAUAUGUUGAAUGGGAUUGGUAUCAUGCAAAUAUUGUAGAUACGGCUUGGAAGAAUUUUAAUCAUUAUAAAGCUACGUCUUUCUAUAUUGACACGCCAGGACUAUUUUAUAAAGGUGUUGAAUAUUUAAUAAAAUUUAUAAGAAAUUUGAAAUAUCAAAUUUUUGUAAGAACAGCGUUAUUUGGUGGUGGAAAAGUCAACGAAAUUGAACGAAAUGAAACGGCAUUUGUUCACAGAAAUUUUAUGUAUUUUUUGGGAAUUGGAGUAACCUUAGAUAAGGAUAACUAUGAAAUCUGUAUAGAAGAUUUAAAAAGUUUUUCUCGAGUCUUUCAAAAACAUUAUACUAGUUUUGAAA